Rotaria sp. Silwood2 is the source of this 2004-nucleotide messenger RNA. Lineage: Eukaryota; Metazoa; Rotifera; Eurotatoria; Philodinida; Philodinidae. The record is from the annotation of a GenBank genome assembly.
AUGAUUAUUUCAAUAUUUAUAAUAAUAUUUAUUUUUAUUAAUCCUGUUGAUAAUAGUCAUUUUCGUGGAGGAAUGAUUAGUUGGCGACGAGCAACUAAUCAAAAAUCUAUAUUAAAUACAAUGAAUACAAUUAUUAUUGAUCAACGAUAUGCAUGGUCUAAAAGUGCUGCAGCUAGUGCAUGUACAAGUUCAACAAUUUUAUCAUUUGGAUUGAUCGGAGAAACUGUUGUAUCUGCUCUUAAAUGUAAAUCAUCUUUAGCUACAUGUACAAAUGCACAAUAUACAACUGAUAUUUCUACUUAUGUUCCAUGUACUGAUUAUAAUACAGCUUUGGGAAUGUCUUUUGGUUAUAGUUCAACAACAGUAAAUCUUACUGUAUUAUCGACAGGUAUUGUGCUUGGAUAUGUUGUCACUGGUGCAUGGCUUACAUUACAAUUAGGUAGUGGCGGUUGGAGUAUGAUGACAUAUAUAAAUAUGAAACCACGUGUAGAUAAUGAUUUAAUUAAUAGUUCCCCAACAUCGAGUAUAUCAUCGAUAGUUUAUGUACCUGCCAGUUCUAGUCUAUCAACUUCAAUUGAUAUACCAAUGAAUGAUGUUGAUGGAGAUGAUAUUGAAUGUCGUUUUGCAAAAUCAUCAAAUAUAUUAGGUGGAAUUACUGUUGAUGAAUGUAAUGAUGUUUGUAAAUCAUUAGCAUUACCUGCAUCAACACAAUUAAUAUCAGGCAAUAAUACAUGUACACUUAUUGUUACUUUACCUUCAAUUGGUUAUUAUGCAGUAGCUAUUCAAUUAGAAGAUUUUAUUGCAAGUACAACAACAUCUCUUAGUUCUGUUCCAUUACAAUUUCUUCUUCUUGCAUAUGAUGCUACAAAUCCAACAUCGACUUGCACAAAUAUACCUGUCAUAACAAGUAUUCCACCAGAUUUACCAUUACCGGGUGAUACAAUUACUGUUCAAGUAACGGUUCUUUAUACAGCAAUGGUUAUUGCACAAAGUGGUUGUCAAAAUGAUACAGAUACAAGUAUAACAAAUUUUAUGACAUCAAGUCCACCUGGAAUGUUAAAAUCAAAUCUUCCAUUUGCUUUAACAUCUACAUCUUAUGCUAUUAGUCUUACAUGGACACCAACAAUGGCUCAAUUAGGUAAAACAUAUAUGUUUUGUGCUGAAGCUGUUGAUAGUAAUUAUUAUUCAUCGAAUCAAUAUUGUUUCAAUUUCUUUGUUGGUCCUAAAACAACGACAACAACUACAACGACAACAACAACAUCAACUGAAAUAUCAACAACAACAACAACAACAACCACAACAACAACAUCAACUGAAACAACAACAACAACAUCAACAACAACACCAACUACAACAUCGACUACAACAUCAUCAACCUCAACAAGCUCAACAACAAUAACUUCAACAACAACAACUACAGUUACAACAACAACGUCGAUAACUACGACAUCUAUCAUAACAACUGAUGCACCAUAUAACUGUAUUCCAUUAGAAAUCGCAUUAGGUCUUGGACUUGGAUUACCAUUAUUAUUUUUAUUAAGUUGUCUAGCAUUAUCUUAUCUAUGUCGAUGUUGUCCUGAUCCUUUACGAUCGAUUCUUCGAUCUCGUUAUGGUUAUCAAGAAGAUAUGCAUUGUAAAUGUUGUCAACGAUCAAUUCUUAAUGAUGAUUAUCAAAAAUUAAAUGAAUCAAAAGCAACAAUACCUAAAGAUAUACGUCAAUAUCGACAACAAUAUUUGAACACCAAUGAUAAUCGAUUACCAAGUCCAUCAACAGAUUCAUAUUUAGAACGUGAAUAUAUUUCAUUACAUAAUUUAUCUAGUUCAAGUUCGAGAUCAACUUCAUCUGCUCCAACACGAACAAUAAUAACUUCAUUAUGUUCACCUUCAAUAAAUAUUCUUCCUACAGAAAAUCUUUCACGUACUCCAUCAGCAUCUCAUUCAAAACUAAGAUAUUCUAGUUCGAUUUUAUCACGACUUUAUUCGAAACAAAUUCAGCCACUGUAA